Messenger RNA from Hydra vulgaris (swiftwater hydra), 1840 nucleotides. The record is from RefSeq and is a predicted model, not a curated record. Lineage: Eukaryota; Metazoa; Cnidaria; Hydrozoa; Anthoathecata; Hydridae.
GGUCGAUUAAAACUCAAAAGACGCAUAUUGCAUCCGGGCUAUCGUGACAAUCGACGUAGUGGGCCACAAAAAUUCUUUAUAUUUAUCUCUGUAAAAAAACACUGGCUAAUAGCUGACUCCAGAAGAAUAUAUCUUCUUCAAAAAAAGGGCGAUCGUUGUCCGAAAUUUUUCAUACUCUCUAAAUAAACAGCUAUAAUGAACGAUUUGAAAGGGCAGCAAAGAAAAGUUUUGGUUCAGCGAGCUAAGAAACGCAGAGCAAAAUUAGGUAAAAGGCGAAAUAGGACUACUCAAAAUCCACUAUCUGUUGAAAAUAAUGAUAGCAUUGAUCAUAGUCAGGUGUCUAACAAUAUUGACAAGACAGCUAAUGAGGGUGAUAAUGAUGAAAAUGCUUAUUGUUCUGCUAGUGAUGAAGAUUACAUAACAGGAUCUGAUGACGAAGAGCAAGAAGAUGUGCGUGAUUACUGCAAGGGAGGUUAUCAUGUUGUCAACAUUGGAGAUCUAUUUCACGGAAGAUAUCAUGUGAUAAGAAAACUUGGCUGGGGACAUUUUUCAACUGUAUGGCUAGCAUGGGAUCUUCUUGAAAAGCGAUAUGUUGCAUUGAAGAUUGUCAAAAGUGCUUCUCAUUAUACAGAAACAGCGAUAGAUGAAAUGAAGCUGUUGAGAACAGUUCAUACUGCUUGUCCUGAUCAUGAAGGCUACCCACAUGUUGUUCAACUUCUUGAUGAUUUUAAAAUUAGUGGCAUUCAUGGAAAUCAUGUUUGCAUGGUUUUUGAAGUACUUGGACAUAAUUUACUUAAAUAUAUUAUAAAAUCAAACUAUCGAGGCAUCUCAAUUGCAAUGUGUAAAACAAUAAUUAAACAAGUUCCAGUGUAGAGGUGGAUCUUGCAGAGAAACUAAAGAUUGUAACCAGUGAGCGAGAUGCAGUUUCUUUUCUUGAUAAUCCAGACAUCCAAGUAAAGCUCGCUGAUUUAGGAAAUGCAUGUUGGGUUGAUCACCAUUUCACUGAAGAAAUUCAAACUCGUCAAUAUCGCAGUCUAGAAGUAUUGUUAGGAGCUGGAUACGGACCCCCAGCAGAUAUUUGGAGUACUGCAUGCAUGGCAUUUGAAUUAGUAACUGGAGAUUUUUUAUUUGAGCCUCAUUCUGGUGAAGAUUGGUCACGUGAUGAAGAUCAUAUAGCUUUAAUUAUGGAGUUACUUGGACGUAUUCCUCGUCAUGUUGCUCUAUCCGGAAAAUACUCAAAAGAAUUCUUCACAAGAAAAGGAGAACUCAAACAUAUCAAACGCUUAAAACCAUGGAGUCUUGAAAGUGUUCUCUGCGAAAAGUAUGAUUGGUCGACCGCUGAUGCUCGCGCUUUUGCAGAAUUUUUGGAACCAAUGAUGGAUUUUGUACCUGAAAAUCGAGCAACAGCUGCUCAAUGUCUGAUGCAUCCGUGGUUAAAUUCUUAAGUAAUUUUUAGGCGAAUGACCUGUGAUGAAUGAAUGAAUUCAGUAUGUUCUGGUGGCUAAAAGUAUAUAUUCAGUACAAAGCCAACUUGGUGGUUGUUCAUAAAGAUCUACUUUGAGUAUUUCAUAAAACGACGCUUUAAUGUCUGAUUGAAUAUAGAACAUAAUUCUAAACUUUAUUAAAAAUUGAAUCUACAAAUUAUCUACAAAGUUCACCUUUAAUAAUUUUAAGAAUUGCGAUGGAGUGUUAUAUCAGUUUAUGAUAUGUUUUUUUAAAGAAUCGAACUUAAUUUAAACCGGUGUUUUUAAAUAACUUUUUAUAUAAAUUUUAAAUAAAGUUUAAAAAAUAAUUUUUAAUAGCAUCUUACUGCUUUCAGGAGAUAUAUUAUUUUAAUAAA